Messenger RNA from Fragaria vesca subsp. vesca, 1581 nucleotides. Its product is annotated as 2-hydroxy-6-oxononadienedioate/2-hydroxy-6-oxononatrienedioate hydrolase 2-like. Lineage: Eukaryota; Viridiplantae; Streptophyta; Magnoliopsida; Rosales; Rosaceae. Gene Ontology annotation, cellular component: chloroplast envelope. Bases 1 to 1431 code for a protein of 476 amino acids. The record is from RefSeq and is a predicted model, not a curated record. The transcript is spliced from 6 exons.
AUGAGGAGCUUGGCGGGGACAUGGGUGUUGCCGAAUUGCAGUAAAGUUUCGAUCUUUAAUGGGAAUCUCAGUAGCUCAAGGUUCGGUUCGGAUACCCAAAACUGCGACGUUUUCAAGUCUUCUGCUUUUGUUGCUGCUGCUGCUUCCGUCAGCGGCUCCGGUGCUCAAUACUCCGGUUCAGAGGGGUUGCUUGGUGUGCAAACAAAGAAGAAGAGUAAGGGGAUAGCUGGCAUUGAUCAGGAUGAGCUGGUGGAGGAUCCUAAGCUUUUGGCAGACCCGGAUAGUUGUUUUUGUGAGUUUAGGGGAGUUGAGAUACAUCAUAAGGUGUGUGAAGCACAAUUGGAGGUGCAUGAUGAGAGUGAGAGUGUGUCAAGUGAGGUUAAGAGUGUUGGUCUGCCAAUGAUCUUGUUACAUGGCUUUGGAGCCUCAGUUUUCUCUUGGAAUCGGGUUAUGAAGCCGUUGGCUGAGGCUGUCGGUUCUAAAGUUCUGGCAUUUGAUAGGCCGGCAUUUGGGUUGACAUCAAGGGGGAACUCUGUCAGGGAGUUAUCGUCUGGAAAUGGGGAAUCGAAACCUGUGAAUCCAUAUUCCAUGGCGUUUUCGGUGCUUGCAACUUUGUAUUUCAUUGAUUUUCUGGCAGCUGAGAAGGCCAUUAUAGUGGGGCAUUCAGCUGGUUCUCUUGUAGCAGUUGAGUCAUAUUUUGAAGCACCGGAACGUGUGGCUGCUCUAAUCCUUGUUGCCCCAGCUAUUUUUGCCCCAAUCAUAACACAGAAGGUUGUCAAGGGAUCCCAACCUGGAACAAAUGACCAGACAGAAGGUGACUCAAAUUCAGUUGAUGAUGGGAAUCCUUUUGUCCAGUUUUCCAAGGUUUUGUCCAACAUUGCCAGAUAUAUUUCACAGGCAAUCAUGGGAUUGGUGAAAGGGAUGGCAGUCAUGCUCAACUCUUUGUACAAGAGAUUCUUGUCUGCUCUUCUACGCUCUACUUUUGCGAUAAUGCUGGUAAGAAUGGCUAUCAAUAAAUUCGGGAUCACUGCUGUUAGGAAUGCAUGGUAUGACUCAAAGAAAGUCACUGAUGAAGACAUCAGUGGUUAUACAAAGCCAUUAAGGACGAAGGGUUGGGAUAAGGCACUUGUGGAGUACACAGCAGCAAUGCUCACAGACACUUCAUCCGAAUCAAAACCACCGUUGGCAAAGAGACUCCGUGAUAUCAAAUGUCCUGUUCUGAUUGUUACGGGCGAUAAUGACCGAAUUGUCCCGUCAUGGAAUGCUGAGAGACUUUCAAAAGCCAUACCAGGGUCUUUCUUUGAAGUAAUAAAGCAUUGUGGGCACUUGCCACAUGAAGAGAAAGUUGACGAGUUUCUUUCAGUAGUUAAGAAAUUUUUACAAAGCGCUUUUGAUGAUUCUCCGCAGGAGAGAUUACAAGUUAUUGUUUGAAGUUUGUCUCCUAUAUGGGCUAUACACCAUGUUACUAUUGCCAUGAACAACAUGUGGGUUCGAUCAAGCAUCAGAAUGUCAUUAUAUAAGUUAAGUACAGUAAGUACUAGGGACACAGAUGCUCAGCAAAGUGAAAUACCCAUUCUGUUG